Molecule: messenger RNA, 4981 nt
Organism: Amphibalanus amphitrite
Lineage: Eukaryota; Metazoa; Arthropoda; Thecostraca; Balanomorpha; Balanidae
Product: probable cytosolic iron-sulfur protein assembly protein CIAO1
Exons: 2
Coding region: 176-1156 (326 amino acids)
Biological process (GO): iron-sulfur cluster assembly
Cellular component (GO): cytosolic [4Fe-4S] assembly targeting complex
Molecular function (GO): protein binding
Source: RefSeq, a predicted model, not a curated record
UGGAUGAGAAUGGUGGGCUGUUGAAUAUCACAAAUUACUUUUUCUUUCAUAUUUACAUAUUUUUACAAAUUUAUUGCUUGGCAACCUGCUCAAAUCAUUAUUUUAAUACAUAUAAUUUGUUUUGGACAUUAAUCGCUAGCCCACUAUUUGCGGUGGGAUCUACGGCGGUGACGCCAUGUCUCGGAAGCUGGAGCCAGUGUGCUCGCUGUCCGGCCACACGGACCGGGUAUGGCAGGUGGCCUGGGAUCCGGCCGGCCGCACCCUGGCCUCCUGCUCGGCCGACAAGACGGUGCGGCUGUGGUCGGAGACCGGCGCCGGCUGGAGCUGCGCCACCAUCCUGGCCGACGGGCACGAGCGCACCGUGCGCGGCGUGGCGUUCUCGCCGAGCGGCCGGCUGCUGGCGUCGGCCAGCUUCGACUCCACGGCGGCCGUCUGGGACCGCGAGCAGGCCUGGGAGUGCGCCGCCACCCUGGAGGGUCACGAGAGCGAGGUCAAGGCGGUGGCCUGGUCUCGCUCCGGCAAAUACCUCGCCACCUGCUCACGCGACAAGUCCGUCUGGCUCUGGGAGCUCACCGACGACCGCGAGCUGGACUUUGAGUGCGCCGCCGUGCUGAUGGCGCACACACAGGACGUGAAGCGCGUCUCCUGGAGCCCGGUCGAGGACCGUCUGGCGUCGUGUGGCUAUGACGACACGGUCCGCCUGUACCGUGACGACGGUGACGACUGGGUGACCGGCGCCGUGCUCAAAGGUCACAGCUCGACCGUGUGGGCGGUGGCCUGGGAUGGGGCCGGUAAGCGAAUCGCCUCGGCUUCCGACGACGGCACGGUGCGGAUCUGGGCGGAGACGCAGCCGCCCGACCAGUGGAGCUGUGUGGCGCUCCUCUCCGGCUUCCACCAGCGCGCUGUGUACGACGUGGCCUGGUGUCCGCUGACGGGCCUGCUCGCCACCGCGUGCGGGGACGACGCCGUUCGGGUGUUUGCCGAGGAGCCGGGCGCGGGCGACGGCGGCGCGCCGGCCUUUGGCUUGGUGGCGUCCGUGCCGCGCGCCCACGGCCGCGACGUGAACGCCGUCAGCUGGAGCCCCACGGAGCGGGGAUUGUUGGCGUCGGCGGGCGACGAUAACCUGGUCAAACUCUGGCGGGUGAGUGAGGAGUGAGAGGUGUGGCUGAGUGACGCUAGGUGGCACGGCUGUCGCGGUGCUAAGUGCAGAUGACCAUGGGGUAGCAAAUGGACGGGGUCUGUGUAAACACAAGUAUGUAUAGAUUUGCUAUUGUUUUGCUUGAACUGAAAUCUGACAUAUAAACGUACGAACAAAUUGCACCAAUUGUUUGCCUUUACGUUCGCCACAUUUGGGUAGGAUAUCGUCGGGGAUUGGGUGUUCGGGUUCAUAACACCCCAAGUGGGUGUUUGGGCCGCAUCGUUGGCGAAUGGUCUAAGAACGGCUCAGCUAUAAAGCAAGUUAAAAAUACGCUGGGCCAGGUAGGAUUAACAGACGGGGCUGAAAAAUCAAUCGUCAAUGCUCAAUCUGAGUAAAGGUAUUGUGGUUUUAAACCGACUUUACCAGAGCUAGAACUUUUGGAAUUCUUAAAAUCCUAAAUCUAAAAAUCUUCAGUUUCGAAAUCCUAUCCUGAGUAACGUUUCAGACUGCGUGAAUAGCAACGGCGCUGUAGCUGGUCAUCCAGCCGAUAGAGAGUGUCGCUUCAGUCGUUUUCACGCUCACCCCUUUUUACUCGGGUCCUGGGCCAGGUGACGCCAAGCCACCAGUCAGGUCAAUAGAGGUCAACAAAUUUGAAUUUUCCUGAUUGCAAUGUUUGGCCACAUUGGUCAUGAUUGUAAACAAAUGAAAAUUCAUCGAAAUAAUUAGAUGGUACUGUCGCAAGCUUUGUGACUUAUGUGGCCUCAGAUGCGACCUCAGGUCAAUCGUUGAAUGAGCAAUUCCGAGAAGUUUUCAUCGCUUUAGUAUGCACAUAGCAUGUACAUAGCAUGUAUCAGAAGAUGGAAAUGCCGGGUCACCUGUGUGAUUUUCCUAUUAGUGUCACGGGUCACAGGGUCAAUGAACAUAUUUGAGUGCUUACAAUGGUUCAUGCGAAAGAAGGGUCUCAUUUUCUCUCUAACACUUGCAUUGGAGAUAGAGGGGUCGUGAAAUUCGCCUGAAUAGGUAAUCGAACUAAGUAAUCAACCACAUCCCUUUACAUUCUGUCACCAAAUCGUCAUCUCGUCAAAGCAGCAAUGGCAGCAUGUUCUGUUUUCUGUUUGUUUUGUUUUGUUGGGUUAGGCCCUUUCGGUCCAAUGAGAUCGUUUCAGAGCCGGGAGGAUGAUAGGAUAUAGGGGGAGACAUUGGUCUGGGCAGGCACCCUAGUGAGUCGCCGGGGCUGAGCCCGUCCAGAGGACAGGCCACCCAGCCCCAAGGCACUCUUUGCACCCGGCUACGGGGAGCGCUCCCUCGGGAGCAGCGGUGCCGCUCCAAGGGAGCAGCCCGCAUGAGAUAAAGUUGCCUGUCCAGCCCGGAAGGGGUUGCGGCGUGGAGGAGAAGGAUUUCAGUUUCCUGAGGAUAGAAGCACGGAACGGUGUCUGUUUUCUUGAGGUGUGAUCACCUAAUGUGACCUGGCGAUUGGAGUCCUUGCCUCCUGUCAGAUAUCUGCUCGCCUCUCUGUCCUGGUUUGUGAAAAUUUCAGCCCUAGCCGACUUCCCAUUGCGGCCCCUUACCAUGUUCCAGCAAUGGUCCCGAGAAACUCGUAUGCAUCUGAAUUGCCUUUUCAGCAUCGUUUGUGGCCCUGCAUCUCUGAAAUAUUUGACAUCGACCAUCCAUUCACUCGCGAUUUCCUAAAACGUUAAUGUUAAUUCCUAAAAGUUAAUGCGUAUCCAAACGUUGCCUUGGUCACAAACUGAUCACAAACUACUCAAAACGUUUUGCCGGAAACGUUUCGGUCAAACGUUUCGGGACGUGUUCCAACUCGUGUUUGUCUGUUCCCUCCGACUCGUGACUAUGAGUCACGUCUGACCGCUGAGCUGCGGCCACAGGAUUACGUGGCAAAACAGACCACUAUCACAUGUCAGAGGCGCAGACAGGCACCGACAGAGGGAUGACGUGGUUGAACUUGCGAAGGUGGAUAGACAGUAACAUUCCCCUGAACGAGGGUAGUUCUUUUGCAUGGGUUUAGCCUAGGGACGUUUUUUUUUACCGAGGGCAGCCCACCCCUGUCCCUCCUGCGUAGCCUGCCUGGGACCGCCACUGUCGGGUCGUCGGCCAAGCGCAUGACGCAACACCGGUUGCGUCAUUCCGAAGUUUCGCGAAGCUCGGUUGCACCACGUUACGGAAGGUCAUGACUUGCAUGUUUUGGUCUCAAAACGGCGCCGCCCGCCCACCGGCGCACAGUCGGUCGGACCGAAAGCCGAGAGCGACAUCUAGUGACGGAGCAAGUGACGGCAGAGACAGCUCGGCAUAGCAGACAGCGGACAGCGGUGACACCGACAGCAAUCGGUGACAGCGGUGGACAGGGGUGACAGGUGACAGUACGGUGACAGCGGUCAGCGGUGACAGUAAGGUGACAGCGAUGCCAGUGUGCAGUGAGAUGCCCUGGGGCGGCCCGUUCCACGGCCCCCACGGGUACAGUAGGGGAUGGGCAGGCCGGGGCGGGUACGGCAGAGGGGGUUUCGGGGGCUGCGGUCGCGGCGGUGGGCUGGGAGGAUGGGGUGCUCGUGGUAUGGGUCCAUGGGGCUUCUGGGGUCACCACGGUCCGCACCAUGGUCCGCAUGGUCACCGUGGUCAUCACCAUGGUCCGCCUCCCCCUCCUCCCCACUGCGGUCCUCCCCCUGCUCCCCACUGUCCUCCCCACCACGGCGGACCGAGGGGCGGGUUCCACGGCGGCUGCCGCGGAGGGAUGGGCGGCGGUCCCAUGCGGGGUCGGGGUGGGUUCGGGUCCUGCGCCAGGGGUGGGUUCGGGUCCUGCGCCAGGGGUGGGUUUGGGUCCUGCGCCAGGGGCGGGUUCGGGUCUCGGGGUCGGAUGGGCCCUUGGGGAUGGGGGCCGUUCGGAACUGGGCCUCGCCGCUGGAGCUCCCGGCCCGGCGCCUUCGACGCACCGUUCGACGAUCGCCUUCUGGUGGCCAUGCUGCUCAACUUCGACCUGCCAGACUUCUCACGAGAUGGCGACACUGGCGAGGAAGUGCCGCCGUCCGCUCCGGAGCCUGAGCCCGAGCCUGAGACCACUGAGAGUGAGACGAACACCAUCCGCAUCGACACACGUCGGUUCAACCCUGAGGACAUCCGCGUCAGUUUCUCUGAGGGCGAGCUGCGCGUCUCGGCGGCGCACACAGACGACAGCGGCGAGCAGGUGACCCUGACGAGGUCAGCGACCCUGCGGCCCGGGUCAAAGGUCACAGCCCGACUGGCAGCGGACGGGUUCCUGUAUAUCCGAGCCGAGGAGCCGACGGAGAGGGACGUGCCGGUUCAGGUGGAGGAGGAGAGGCAGGAGUGAAGGACCGUGUCAGGAGAGGCAGAGAAGGGCGGAGAGAUAGGUUUUCCUUGGCAGGGCUAGAAGUUCCACCGCGAAUAGGAAACCUGCCAGUGCCAGGUAAAGCGCACUUUUUGGGUGGCGGAAAUUGAUAUUGUUUACAGGUGUUGAGAAUAGGGAAAACGCGAAAUUGGCUAAGCUUGCUUAUGGUAACCCUUCAGUCAAAACAUUUCUUAGGUAAACGUAUUUUUUGUUCAGUCAUUCAGAUUAACGUAGCCAUAACAAGCUCGUGGGCGAUAUGCCUUUAAUUUCUUUAUACGGUCUCUUUCAUUAUCGACAAUUAUUUAAGCUGUGUUUAGCUUAGGUAAAUCUCCGUUGCAUGAAAGAUGAGUUCACAAUUCUAUCAAUGUACAUAAAUAGGUAUAGAUAGCCGUACAUUCAGUGAUAUAGCAAAUGUAGGAGCGCGAGUGUGAUGUACGUACGAUGUGUGUAUAAACAUGUGUAAAAUAAAAAAAUACAAAAUGUUCAAA